Molecule: messenger RNA, 5026 nt
Organism: Pungitius pungitius (ninespine stickleback)
Lineage: Eukaryota; Metazoa; Chordata; Actinopteri; Perciformes; Gasterosteidae
Gene: rai14
Product: retinoic acid induced 14
Exons: 21
Coding region: 303-3362 (1019 amino acids)
Molecular function (GO): protein binding
Source: RefSeq, a predicted model, not a curated record
UAGACCGGGUAACAGCUCUCGAGUCGAGUCCCGAGGAGCGGCGGGCGGUGAAUGCAUGCGGGCCGAGCCGGGCCAGUGUGUUCAGGGGCGCACUGUUUAUUUAAAAAAAAAAUUAUACUCCUUUAUGCAUCCUCCCGUCUUUGAGAUACCCCUCGUUGUUUCUUGUUUGUUUGUUUGUUGUGUUUUGGGCGCAAAAGCGGUCGUGUUUCGUGAGUUCCUUUGACGUGUGCAGCCUCUCGCGCGACUCUUAACCGGGCCUCCACUGAGAGAUUGAGAGUGUGACUGCAUGGACCGGACUGAACAUGAAGAGCCUCAAAGCAAAGUUUAGAAAAACGGAUGUCAAUGAGUGGAGCAAAAACGACGAGCGGCUGCUCGCCGCGGUGGAGCACGGCGAGGUGGACAAGGUGGCAUCGCUCCUCGCCAAGAAGGGAGCCAGCGCCGUGAAGCUGGACGGCGACGGCAAAUCAGCUCUUCAUGUGGCGGCUGCACGAGGACAGACGGACUGCCUGUCCGUCAUCCUGGCCCAUGGAGCAGACCUGUCCCUCACUGAUGCUGCAGGUUUCAAUCCGUUACACUUGGCUGCCAAGAACAAUCACACGGAGUGCUGCAAAAAGCUCAUUCAGAGUAAAUGUCCCAUUGAUGCUUUAGACAGUUCGGGGAAGGCUGCUCUGCAUCACGCUGCUGCGAGCGGGAACAUCCAGAUCGUCCAACUGCUGUGUGAACUCAGAAGUCCAGUCAACCUAAAGGAUGCCGACGGACUCGCCCCUUUGCUGCUGUCAGCCAAACACGCACAUGCUGAGGUGUGCUGCGCUCUGCUGGACUGCGGCGCCGAGAUCAACACUUGUGACAACAGCGGCAGGACCGCCUUGAUGCUGGCUAGCGAGUCAAACGCCAUUCCUGUUGUCGAAGUCCUGGUCCAGCGAGGAGCAGACCUGUGGGCGGUAGAUUCACAAGGUCAUGAUGUCGUACACUACGCCAAGCUGCUGGACAACGCUGGCGUCAUCACUGCCCUCAACGCUGCCCUCAACAGACGACACGCCUCAGAUACAACGUCUCGUAAAAGUCCUCAGCAUGAUCAAGUAGCUAAACUAAGUGAUGAACGGAUCACAACUCCCAAAAAAAGAAAAGCACCUCCACCUCCUAUUAGCCCACCGCAGAGCUCUGGGCCCACUUCUCCUUCAGUUCUCGUCUCCGCCGGGACGCCUGGAUCCAACAGUGACACUCCAAGAAGUUUCAACUACAAGGAGGAUGCGGUUAAGGGAACGACACUGAGAGAGGAGGUGGAGAAGCUGCACGAGGAGAGAAACAUGUUGCUGGAGACAAUCGAAGACCUGAAGCAGUCGGUGGAGCAGACGCUGACGGGUCCACAGCUGGAAACCAGGGUGACUAUAUCUACGCCACAGAUGAGCAGCUUUGACAACAGAUCUUUAGACGCAAACAGACAAGUCGAACACAGUUUUACAGCUUCUGCCGCUCUGGUUCGCGCUCUGCAGUCCAAGAUUACUGCUCUAACUUUGGAGAAUCAGCAACUUACAAGCAAACUUAAGAAACAUCCAUCCCUCCAAGGAAGCGAAGACCAGAAGGACAACAGUCGUCCGAACAGCAUGGCUUCCAACUCCUCCUUCCACUCCACCCAGGAUGAGUUUGAAUCUCGGGAAGACGUCUCAGGCGGUGUUUCUGUCGGACGAGAGGAAGAAGAGAGCGAAGGAGGGAGAGCCGGGGGCAAAGAGGAGAUCAGACUGUUGAGACAGGCGCUGGAGAGCGUUCAAGUGAAGCUGCUAGAAACCAGGAAGGAAAACCGCUCGCUUCACGCCCAGCUGAAACCCGAGCGAGAAAGGGAAGAGGAGGACAGCCUGACGGAGAAAGGAAGAGAGGAAGAGUUGAUGGAGAGUCUCGCGGAGCUUCAGGCAAAGCUGACUGACACUCAGGAGAGAUACCAUCAAGCUGUGGAGGAGGUGGAGGAUUUGAGGGAACAGAUGGAAAGGGGAGGAGGUGAGCCAGUGGAGGAACGGGAGUUGCAGAGAUGUACAUCAUCCACACUUGAGCAUGAAGUAAGACAGCUGAGGGCCCUGCUCGUCCAAUCGGAAUCUGAGCAGGAGAAGGCAGCGCAACGCGUCGGCCUGCUGGAGGAGGCCCUGAGAAGGGUGGAGGAGGAGAGAGGGUGUCUAAAGGAGAAAGAGCAGAGGACAGCACAGAUUGAGGAGCAGUACAAGGAGGCACAAGAGGAGAUUAGAAUCCUCCAGGAGGCUCUGAGGGGCACGGUACCGGUGGAAGCAGCAGCCAAAGACUUUGAGGAAAUGAAGGCUGAGCUGAAUGAGGUAAUUGCAGGGCUGCAGCGCCGCUUGCUGGAACUCUCGCACUCCUUCAGUGAAACCAAAAGUCAGCUGGGUGCUGCGCAGAAACAGCUGGCGGAGAGCAGCGCGGCCUCAUCUCCUGCCGCAGAGCACCAGCAGGUCCAGGUGCUGAACAGCAAGGCGGAGGAGCUGCAGGCGCUGCUGGCUGAGGCGGAGAGGAAGCACGCGGCUGCCCAGGAGGAGAUCUGCCUGCUGAAGCAGGAAGCGGAGGCUCAGGCACAGAGCUCCGUAGCCCUCUCCGACCACACGCAGGUGAUGUCGUCCCUGGGAAAUGCAAUCAAGGAGCUGGAGAGCCAGUCGGAGACACUGGAAGGGCAGCUACACCAGAAGAUUCUGCAGGUGGAGGACCUCCAGAACAGGCUGGCAGCAGAGAAAGACGCUACCCCCGAUGACUCAGUCUCCCGCGCUGACCACGAGAACGCUCAAGAGCAGCUGCGUCGCGAGGUGAACCACCUGACGCAGCUCCUCCAGGGGGCCCUCAGGAAGCAGGACGAGAUGGCUCUGGAGGCUGCGGAUGCAUGGCAAAAGGCACGGGAAAACCGCGCAGAGUGGGAGGCUCUGCAGGAGCUGGCCGUGUCCCGGGAGAAGGAGAACCAGACGCUAACCAGCAGGCUGGCCGAGUCCCAGGAUGCCGUGUGCCAGCUCAAGCAGCUGGUGGAGAACCACGUUGCCUCAGAGAGGGAAAAAAACAAGAGGAUAGAUGACCUGUCACGAGAGGUGGCGAAGCUGAAAGACGCCCUGAACAGCUUAUCACAGCUCUCCUACAGCUCUGGUCCUCCUUCCAAGAGACUGCAGCAAAACCAGCAGCUGGAGACGUUGCAGCAACAGAUCAAGCAACUGCAGUACCAGCUGGCUGAGUCAAAGAAGCAGCACCAUGAGAUCGUGUCAGUCUACAGGAUGCACCUCCUCUACGCUGUCCAGGGUCAGAUGGACGAGGAUGUCCAGAAAGCCUUGAAGCAGAUCCUGAUGAUGUGCAAGAUGCCAAGCCAGGCCAAGGAGGCCUGCUGAGACGCACCCCUGGUGUCCUGCGCUGAUCGCAGGCCGGGGCAACACAUGGUGCCUCUGGAUGAACCUUGAGUAUUUGUUGCCGGGGAAUAGGUUUACAACCAUGUUCGCUGCCUUCUAUAGUGUAAUUUUGACCGACUAAUACCAAGAAUCUUAUGAUGGAAAAUGCCCAGACAUGAAGAUACUGUACAUCAGUAAGUUGACCCUUGAGGUGAAAGAGGGGCCCGAGUGGUUCCAGCCAAAUGUUUAAACCCAGUUUAGCGCAUGUUAACACUACACUGUCAAUGUGCAGUAAGCUUAGGUCACAUGCAGUUCGAUAAGCACGGCAACGUAAACUUACAUGUAUGUGCGAUUGUGCGCACUAAUCAGUCUCAUGUGGUUUGUUUUUGUUACAAUGAGCGCUGAGAGGAAUGAAAUACUCACCUGGCACUACUGUUGGAAGUAUCCGUUUUAUGAUACAACAGUGUUGGUAAUAUUUUACUUGUUUAAAGUUUUCAUGGUCAACAUUUUCCUCAUACAGUGUAAAUUAUUAGUACCCUCUCAAUGCAUGUGACUUAGUUGAAUAUACAAGCCUAACAAUCAAAGAAUUGUUUAUUUUUUUUGGACGCACUUCUAUGAAGAAAAAGCAUGAUACUGUUUGUAUUGGUAUUUCUGUGUAAGCACAAAAUUGAUAAAACUGUACUUUACUGAAUUGUACUACAUGCCAUAUUUUCUAAAAUACUGUAUUUAAUGGCAGAUUUUAUAGCUGUAUUGUCUAUCACCUAAAAUCAUUUCCCUUGAGUAUUACACACUAUUUUGUCUAGUGACAAACGAAUUACUCUAUUUUCCUGUUAAGUCAUAUUCUACAUAUAAGGCGUUGAAUAUGAUCUUCGACUGUAAUCAGCAAAACACGUCGGUUGUUACAAACGUUUAACUGUAUAGGCUUAAUAUUUUGUCAUUAGUUAUUUUGACUGAAAAGGAGAGUUCUCUUGUCGUAUUUUACUCUUUGACUCAUUUGUUCAGCUAUUUCUUACUUGAAAAGCAGAUGUUCGAGUCACGUGCCUGGAAACCAUAAACAUCAGCCAUUCUCAAUGUCAUAGAUGCCAAUUUCACCAGGCUUCUUUAUUAAUGCGUUUACCAGGACACUUGAACGUGGCUUCUAGAGGCUUCUGUACUGCGGUCUCAUCUCACUCCUUCGCCUUAGUACUGUACUUCUGGACAAUGUUUCAGACACUAACGAAAUUCAUUUGUAGAUGACCGACUGAGGAAACCGGGUCGGGAGUUUCAAUCAGGAACCUUGUUACUGGAGAUUAACACCUGACGAGUAGAGCUUUUGCUUCUUUUCAUAGUUUGUAGAAUAUCAAACAACUUGACUCUUUCUUUCUAGGCCUUGACUGAAAUGUUUUGUAACAAGAAAGGGAAAAAAUAAAAACUCUUUGGUUGUUUUUUAAACUGAAGUGGAAAAAACUGUUUGCCGACUGCUUUGUUGCACACAAUAAUACAUUUUCAAGAAACCUGUACCGGUGUGUGUCUGUUUGUUUCCCCAUUGCUUGAAUCCCAACAAGUGUGAAAGUUAAGUCAUUUCUAAGAAAUUGAAACUUAAAGAAAACAACUAGAUCCCACACACACUCCUCCCAUACUUCUAAACUGUUUUAGAUCAAACAUUAAAUAAAAAGACAACCUGAACC